AUGUUGAGCAAAGAUGAGGAAGCCAAAGAACUGGGGUGGAGUAAAAGGGUGAAUAUAGUUAAAGGUGUAGCUCAUGCCUUGUGUUACAUGCAUCACGAUUGUUUGCCACCGAUUGUGCAUCGGGACAUAUCGAGCAAGAACAUUUUGCUGGAUGAUGAAUAUGAGGCCUGUGUUUCAGACUUUGGCACAGCUAAGUUCUUAAACCCAGACUCAUCUAAUUGGACUGCCCUUGCAGGCACAUAUGGAUAUGUUGCACCAGAGCUUGCUUAUACGAUGGAAGUGAAUGAGAAGUGUGAUGUUUAUAGCUUUGGAGUGGUGACAUUGGAGACAGUUAUGGGAAGACAUCCGGGAGAUCUUCUCUCAUCUCUGUCUUCGGGGGCGUGUUCAUCAUCGUCAACUGCAUUACCUGCUCAUCAAAUGCCCGUUGUGGAUGUUUUGGACCAACGCAUUUCCCCUCCUACACGUGAAGUUGCAGGAGAAGUUGUUUCAAUGGCGUAUUUCCAGAACGAUGACCUGGAAAGCACAGCAAUGCUCAAGCUCCUCCUCCACAACUUCCACCGUCUCAGCCUCGAAGGUGCAGUGCAGGUUCUGCUUCGAAUUUGUCGAAUUUGGAGGCAGGGCAGUGCAGGUUCUGCUUCGAAUUUGUCGAAUUUGGAGGUUAAGAAGAAUCAAAAGAGUGGGAGUCGGUGCAGAGAGCAGGUGUUGGGGAAGGUAGGAAGUUGA
Rosa rugosa (rugosa rose) is the source of this 723-nucleotide messenger RNA. RefSeq names its product MDIS1-interacting receptor like kinase 2-like. Gene Ontology annotation, biological process: protein phosphorylation. The transcript is spliced from 3 exons. The record is from RefSeq and is a predicted model, not a curated record. Bases 1 to 723 code for a protein of 240 amino acids. NCBI's taxonomy places the organism in Eukaryota, Viridiplantae, Streptophyta, Magnoliopsida, Rosales, Rosaceae. Gene Ontology annotation, molecular function: ATP binding; protein kinase activity.